This is a messenger RNA of Hipposideros armiger (great roundleaf bat), 6874 nucleotides long. RefSeq names its product zinc finger protein 454 (gene ZNF454). NCBI's taxonomy places the organism in Eukaryota, Metazoa, Chordata, Mammalia, Chiroptera, Hipposideridae. The record is from RefSeq and is a predicted model, not a curated record. The transcript has 5 exons. Bases 4809 to 6491 code for a protein of 560 amino acids. Gene Ontology annotation, biological process: regulation of DNA-templated transcription.
CUACCUCUACCAAAUCCUAUUAUCCCUCCAUGUCCCUCCCCUUCUCCCUGCAUUAUUUCCUCCCCUAAACGCAUAUAGGCUGGUUGCUACCAGGUGAUGGAAUAAUUGUACAAAUCUUAAUGCAAUAGCAUGAUGUUUUGAGUUCUCAGUUAACAGUCAUUAAAUUGUUAAGCUAAUUUUUAGAAAAUAAUAUAAGUUAUAUAUAGUUUUAAAAAACAUAAGCUUCAAAUACAUAUCUUUGUAUCAUCCUCUGUCAAAGUGGAAAUGAGAAUAGGCUAAACACUAAUAUAUAUGAACAUCUGACAGACUAACAAAAUCUUUGUAACUCAAAACAUAUUCAAAACAAUCAUGAGACUUUAUACAUCUAGUUAUGAUCGUAGUUAAGUCAACUUCAUUUAUUUCACAUACAUACAUUUAACAAGUGCUAAAUAUAUGCUAGACAUGAUUACAAAAUCAACAAGAGUAAUAUAUUAUUGUUUCCCGAAGUUUAAACUGAGAAAUUGGUAGGGAUGGGAGAGGAAAAGAAUUCAAGCAAUAACAAGACCAAAUCUAGAUAACAUAACUGAUUAAAUGUAGGCACUUAAAUUUCUUAUUUGGAUGAUAGGGGUACCAUAAUGAAAAACAUAAUGUUUACCAAUUUUGUAGAGCAAUGACAAGUUCAGUCUAGGGGGCACUUUGAUGAGUCUGUGGAUAUCCAAGUAAAGAUUCCUGAUAGGCAGUAGAAUAAGUAGAAUGGCAGUGAUAGAGGGUGUUUUGGGAGUAUAGUAGUUCCCCCCCCCCUUAUCUGUGGUUUUGCUUUCUGUGGUUUCAGUUACCCAAUGGGUCCAAAAAUAUUAAAUGGCAAAUUCCAAUAAACAAGUCAUGUUUUAAAUUGUGCAUCAUUCUGAGUAGUGUGAUGAAAUUUUGCGCCAUCCCACUAUGUCAUCGCCUCACUUUGUCUCAUCACACAGGCAUUGUAUCAUGUCACAGCAACACAAGAAGAGUGAAAUACAAUAUAUUUUGAGAGACCAUAUUCACAUAACUUAUAGUGUUAUAAUUGUUCUAUUUUAUUAUUACUGACAAUAUUACUGUACCUGAUUUAUAAACUAAACUUUAUCAUAAGUAUGUAUAUGUACUUAUAGGAUAUAUAUAGGGGUCACUACUAUCCAUGGUUUCAGGCACCCACUGGGGAUUUUGUAAUGAAUCCCUCUAUAAGUAGGGACUACUGUACUGUCACUGAAUGGGUGAGUGGAAUCAGUAGAAGCUAAGGGGAAGGGACAGCCAAAAGAAACGUGAACAAGAGAAAGAAAAGUCAGAAGGUAGCACAGAAGUAAAAGAGUUUUAGUGUAGGGAUAGCAAUAGUUAAUAUUUUCAAAUGCUCCUGAGGGUUAAAGUAAGGUCAAAAUAGAAAUAUGGUCUUUGGUUUUUGUUACUGAUAAUCUCUAAAAUUUUAGUUGGUUGAAGAGUGAGUUAAAGGUUGAAAGGGACUUAGUAGCUUAACUGGGAAAGAAGAGUUUAGAAAGAUAACUAGAGGGAGAUUGGAGUUGAGAGAGGAUGUAUAGAUGAGAAGAGCUUUUGGCUACAAAUACUAGAAAUCCCCGUUAAAAUGGCUUACAAGCAGAGAGGAGUUUAUUUCCUCACCUAACAAAUUUGGAGGUGAUUGACUUUGGUUCAGAGACAAAAUAAUUCAAUGCCUGAGUUUCAUCGCUUUUCCAUCAUGGUCACAUGAUGGCAGCCAUAGCUUUGGGUCAAAUAUCUGCAUUCAAUGCAAGGGAGUGGAUAGCACAAGCAACCUUUUGCCUUUUACUAGAAAAGGUUUUCCCAGAAGCCCCUCAGCAGACUUCUGAUAACAUCUCACUGACCACAGCAGUAUUACCUGGGAACUAGCAGCAAAGGAGGCUGAGAAAAUAAGUAUUUAGCUUUUGCAGCCUCCAUAGUGGAGGUAGGUAAAGAAAAGGUGGUUUGAGAAAGGCAUUGGUUUUAGCCAGCCAACAACCUACCGAGAAUGUGUUUGCAUGAUUUAAUGUAGAAGAAUUUUGCAUGUUUAUCACCUAAAAGAGGCAUGGAGAGUCUAAAGGUGCAGAAAGGAGUGGGUGUGAAGCUCAAAGUGGGAAAAUAAGAUUUGGAGCACAGGUAGAGACCUUAGGAAUCUUUUUCACCAGGAAAAAGGAAGCUUUCCCCUGGGACAGCUGGUUAUCAAUGAUGGGUGCAGUGCAGGAUCCCUAGGGACUCUCAGUGUUUGGACCUUGGACAGUUCAGUUUCUUUGGGCUAUAGGACUUCUAAAUUUUAAUUCAUGGAAUUCGAACAUCAAAGAUAAAGGAGAAAUGAAACACUGAAUUAACUAUAGCUCUCCAUUACACCCAGUUUCCUCCUUUCCCUUCACCUAUUUCUUUUUCUUGUUCCUCACCCCAUCUCAAGAGAUAGAAAUGGAGGGGGGGAAAGGAGGCAGAAGAAAUGGGUAGAAAAUAGGUGAAAAUGAUAAAGACAGCAGCAAAAUGAAGGCCCAAAAGCAAGGCACAGGACAAGGAGGAAGGAAGAAUGAAGUUACUACAGCCUGUGAUGGAUGCAAUAACUCAAAAUUGGUAAAAUAUUAACUCACAGAGGGAGCACCAGGAGAAAUAGGUCCGAUAAAUGGAGGUUUCAGUACUUUUUCAGGAGAUUUGGAGCCUUAGGCACUUGUCAGUUCUCAGCCAUCCUAGGUAACAACUAAGGAGGACAAUCUUUGCACCCUUCAUCUAUCAACAGGUGCAGGACUCCUGGUUCCACAUAUUAGACAUGAGACCUUGGGCAAGGCACUUAACAUACUGAUGCCUCAGCUUUCUCAUUUGUUAAUAGUAUAAACCUCAUAGCUUUGGAUUACAUGAGAUGAAUAACGAAGAGCUUAUAAAAGUUCCCAACAUGUAGUUAGUGCUCGAUGGAUAUUAUGUUAUCGCCUUCAUGUAACUGAAAACAGUAAUAUCCAAACUCCUUAGCAUGGCAUCCAAAACCCUUAAUUAUAUUAGAAUGACUAGGCUCUCAAAGCAGAUAACUUCCAGGAAGGUUCUAUAACUGGGAGUCUGUCCCUCCCCAGGAAUGCUGUAAUAGCCCCUUACCGGUUCCUCUAUUUCCUGUAGGCCCACCGUAGUCUGUUCCCCCACAGAGGACAAGUGAUUCUGUCCAAGUGCUCAGCCAUGUCAAUAUUUUGCUCAAACCCCUUCAAUGAAUUCCUAUCACACACAGAUUAAGUCCAGAGUUCCUACAAUGGCCUUCUGGUUACCCUAUGACCUUUAUCUCCCAGUCUCUCUUGUUCAUCAUGCUCUCUCCAGCCAUAUUGGUCCUGCUAAGCCUGGAACUCACCAGGCACUUCUUUGGACGGCGGCGUUCCCUUCCCACCUCCUUAGGCAGCUCUUCCCCACAUACAUGGUUUCCUCCCUCACUGUAUUCCAAUCUCUGCUCAAAUGUUAUCUCCUCAAAUUGAAUUUCCCAAAAUACUACCUAAAUUAAACUCCAUUCCAGCCCCAAGAACAGUGCCUGACACUUAAGUGCUCCAAAAGUGUCUACAGAGUGAAACCUUCAAUAAAACUCAAAGCAAUGCUGCAGUCACAUAAAGUCACUGCUUCCUUCCAUUUCCUGACAAAUCUCAGGUCAUAUUCUUGGAUUUUUUUCACCAUGGACAAAGUUACAACCCUCUCACCUUUCCUUCCUGAGCUCCAUGAAAAUUGGUAUUCAGAAGCAACUAAAUAUCUCAAGUUGGGUGCUUCUGUACAGCGCCUCAUCCUUGCCCGCCCCCUGAAAAUACUAUUGAGAAAAACAAAUACUACCUUCUCUAAAUGCCACCCAGUUGGCAAUGUCCAAGAGAACUUCCUUGGCAUCCAGGCUCCUUCCUCCCAUAAGUCGCUGGGAACCAAGUCUGUUCUACCUGCUCGACGUUUCUCAGGUGCCCUCCAGGCCACCGCCCAGGUUCCAGCCACCACCCGCCGUCCUGAACUGCCGCGGCAGCCUCUUCACUCGUCUGCCUACCUUCAGCCGGACACCCCUGUCUUCCCUGCCCUGCACCCCACUUAUCGCCAUACCACCCCUGGCCCGACCACCGGCCACACUGUUAGUAUUGUUUGCGUCCCGGGGCGGAGGCGCAGCCUCGCCGCCUUUUCACAUCCUUUCGGCGCGGUCCUUCGUCUGGAACGCUCCUUUUCUGCUUGUCGCCUCCUACUCCGUCCUCGGGGACCGUUCCGGAUCUGCUCUCCUCACCGGAUCAGGAGCCACUCACCACCGCCAACUUUUCGCUAGUCUAUCUUCUUGGUCGUUUUUUCAACGCAGAAACCGAGUCCCAACGUGACCAUAACGGAACCAAAGCCGCACCUGCGAGUUAGCGCAUGGGACGUUAGCUGCAUGAUGGAACGGCAACACCACGCCGAGGCCCCUGGGAAAUGUAGUUUCAGUACGGAAAGCCUCUAGGGGCGGGGUUUGAGGGACUGUGCACUGUCUGCGCGGGCGCACAACAUCACCCGCGGCGGGUGAGGGAGCUCGCCGCCGAUUUGCCAUCUGGAAGUAGAAGUGCUGCUGCCUAGAAACUUGCGAGGAUUCGGCUCAGCGGUUCCCAGGGCAACGCGCAAUCGCAGUUCAGACCCGGGCUGCUGACUCCAGCUCUUUGUGUCCUGCCGGCGAUGUGGCGGUUGCGGUCUGUUGCCGCCGGCAGGGGCUCCUCAAAGGGUAACCCAGUAGUGACCGGGCACGGUAGCCAGAACCUCAUCGGGAGAGCGGGAGCGGCCAUGGCUGGUCGCGCCCGGGGAGGACGGAGGUGAAAGCCGAGCAGGUCCGGGUCGUGCUCCAGUCUAACUUUCCGGGAUGUAUGGCUAAGGUGUAUAGAAGUUUCCAGCCUCAGAAGUCCUUGCUCCAAGUCCAAGCUGACUUGUUCCUAAAAGUUCUCAUCAGAGAAGAAGGAAUGGCUGUCAGGUGCCUGCCAAGCAUGGUCCAGGAGUCAGUGACCUUCAAGGAUGUGGCUGUGGUCUUCACCCAGGAUGAGUGGGCACAGAUGAGCCCUGCACAGAAGGCCCUGUACAGGGAGGUGAUGCUAGAGAACUACAGCAACCUGGUCUCGCUGGGACUCUUAGGACCCAAACCAGAUAUGGUUGCCCACUUGGGAAAAAAGGAAGAAUGGAUGCUGGAGGAUGCUUCCGGAGGCUUCUGUCUUGACUGGAUGACUAUGCCUAUGAGUAAGAAAUCUACUCUCAAGGUAGAUAUUCCUGAAGAAGAACUGGGUCAGUGGAUGAUAAAGGAAGGAUUCACUAGAGAUAGUCACUGGAAAUAUGAUGACCUGUUGGAAUGGCAGCAUGGAGGCCAGGAGAUAAAGUUGCAGCAAGUAAUGCUUGCUCACCAAAAAACGUCAUCUAUGGGUAGUGACCAGGAAUGUGAUGAAUCUGGGAAGCACUGUACCAUGAGCUCACCUUUUGUUGAAAGUCAGGGAUUUCAAUUUCAAACUAACAAAAAAGCCUUAGAGUGUAGUGAGUAUGGAAAAGUCUUCACUAAGAGUUUAACCCUUAAUAAACAUCAGAAAAUUCAUACUGAAAAACUUAAUGCAAAUCGGAAAACUCUUAUUAAAGAGAAACGUUAUGAAUGUAGAGAGUGUGGAAAAGCUUUUCACCAGAGUACACACCUCAUCCAUCACCAAAGAAUUCACACUGGUGAGAAGCCAUAUGAAUGUAAAGAAUGUGGCAAGGCCUUCUCAGUGAGCUCCUCACUUACUUAUCACCAGAAAAUUCACACUGGAGAGAAACCUUUUGAAUGCAACUUAUGUGGAAAAGCUUUUAUCCGAAACAUACACCUUGCCCACCAUCAUAGAAUACAUACUGGAGAGAAACCUUUUAAGUGUAACGUAUGUGACAAAGCCUUUGUGUGCAGGGCACAUCUUACCAAACACCAGAAUAUUCACAGUGGAGAGAAGCCCUAUAAAUGUAUUGAAUGUGGGAAAGCCUUCAAUCAGAGUACAAGUUUUCUUCAGCAUCAGAGAAUUCACACUGGAGAGAAGCCCUUUGAAUGUAAUGAGUGUGGAAAGGCCUUCAGGGUGAAUUCUUCCCUCACUGAACAUCAGAGAAUUCAUACUGGAGAGAAACCUUAUAAGUGUAAUGAGUGUGGGAAAGCCUUCAGAGAUAAUUCAUCCUUUGCUCGACAUCGGAAAAUUCAUACUGGAGAGAAACCUUACAGAUGUGGUUUGUGUGAGAAAGCCUUCAGGGACCAAUCAGCCCUAGCUCAACAUCAGAGAAUUCAUACUGGGGAAAAACCAUAUACGUGUAAUAUAUGUGAGAAAGCCUUCAGUGACCAUUCAGCCCUUACUCAACAUAAGAGAAUUCAUACUAGAGAAAAACCUUACAAAUGUAAAAUCUGUGGGAAAGCCUUUAUCCGAAGCACACACCUUACUCAACAUCAGAGGAUUCACACGGGAGAGAAACCUUAUAAAUGUAAUAAAUGUGGGAAAGCCUUCAACCAGACUGCAAACCUCAUUCAGCAUCAGAGACAUCAUAUUGGAGAAAAGUGAUAUGAUUGCAGUUUAUAAAGAAGAGCUUUGAGACUGAGUAUAUUAACUAUUGAAUGGAAGAGAAUCCAUUCUAGAGAAUAACCAUGAAUGUUUACAUAAGAUAGUCAUUUUAUUUACUGAGAAGCAAGCUUUAUGGUAUUAUUGUGAGUUUUGAAAUUUAAGAAUGUCAAACAGUCUUCAUAGUUCAGAACUGCCUCAUCUGAAUAGCAGUACUGUGUAAUCAGUUUGAAUUACCAAGUAUCAGAACCAAAAUGGAGCUUCAUUAACAACAUAGAAAUUAGUUUAUCAAAUUUACCUUUUGACUAUUAAGAGAAAUUAUAAAAGUGUAAAAAUUAAGGCUGAGAAGCAAAGGAACAAGAAAGUAAAUAAAUUGUCUACAAGCA